CAUUUGUUGCUGCGUCUGAAAUCAGGACAUGGAACUGAAAUCGAAGAGCAAACCUGUGAACGUUCUCCUCGGAUGCGUCGUGGCCGUCUGCUUUUGUACACUUUGUGAGGCUGAAAGAAUCUGCACGGUUCCUCCGGGUCCUGUGACCAUCCCUGAAAACAACACGGCUGACGUGCAGGUGGUGAAAAUUGUCUCCAACGGUGAUGUGACGCUGACCCUCACCAUAAACCCUGAAGAUCUGUUCUACCUGAGAGGAAACGCCCUGAUGGUGAAGAAAGGACUCGACUAUGAGUCGUUGCACAGUGCGGCUCUGAUGGUGUGGGUGCAGUGCAGCAGAGAAGGCUCCAGAUCUGUGAACGAGUCUGUCGAAGUGUUGGUUGAAAACGUGAACGAUAACCCUCCAAACUUUGCACAGAGCCACUACGUACUGGACGUGAAUGAGCUCAUUCCAGUCAACUCCAGCGUGGGACUGAUAGAAGCAACAGACGUUGAUUCAGAGCCGCUGUAUUAUCGAUUAGAGCCUGCAACAGAUAAAUAUUUCCGUCUGGAAAACGUCAACACUCCAAAGAUAGUAGUUAAAAGCAUCCUGGACUAUGAUGUCGUACAGAAGAUCUCUCUGGUUUUACACGUGCAGGACACGCUCGACGGUUCGGCCUCCAAUGAGCCCUUCUUCACGUCCGUGGCCACCAUCCUGGUGCAGGUGAAGGACGUUGAUAACCGACCUCCCUGGUUUCAGCCUUGUAUGAGGACCAACUUGGGAAUUGCCAAACUGUGUGUGAGCACCGGCUACAGAGGCAAAGUCAAUCUCACUGAGAAGGAGGAAGGGCCGCUGGUGCUGGAGCCGGGUCCGGUGUUCGCCAAGGACGGAGACAAGAACCGCAGCGAGCAGAUCGGCUACAGAAUACUGAGAGGAAAUGAGGGGAAUAUUUUCCAAAUCGAUGAGGAAACAGGAAACAUUUCCAUGGCUAAAGCUGCUGAUAUCAUCGGCCCAAUAACUCUCACUGUGCUGGCGUCACAGGUGACCAACAGGGACCAGUUCGCAGUGACACAGGUAACCAUCGAGGUGAUGAAGAAGAGCAGGAACCCUCCUCGCUUCGAGAAGGAGCGAUACGAAGGAUUUAUCUACAGCAACUCAGUCCCUGAGAGCAUGAUCCUCCGAGACCGAAGCACCAACCGGCCCUUCAGGGUCCGAGCGCGGGACGAGGACUUUGCUGCUGGUCUGAAUCCAGAUGUGAAGUAUGAGGUUCAGUACAGCAGCUACGUCAACGUCACCUCUGAUGGUUUUGUGAUCCUGAAGAGAGUCGUAAAGACGGAGUCCUUCGCCCUUCAGCUCAGAGCCGUGGACACAACAACUGGAGAGUUUGGAACAGCUGCCCUCUCUGUGCAGGUCAUACCAGCGGUGGCCAGCCCGUCUCCGUCAAACGUUGGCUACCGUCCAGGCGACAUGGCGCUGCUGGGUCUGGUCAUGGCGGCUCUGCUGGUCCUUUGCCUCAUUGUGAUUGGCUUCUUGAUUUCCCGCUUGUGGAAGGGAAACGCCAGCGUGGACAAAAUCUGUGAGUGCCUGGGCCCCUGCCUGAAGUCCGACCAGCCCCGCUCCGGCCACAGAGACUCCCUGCAGUACACCAACGAUGGCUUCCAGAAUGAGGGCGACCUGAGUCGGGGGGGCGGCAGGCGCUGGAACAACGCUGUCCCCAGACGGAGCACCUUCCCUCAGGCACGAGGCCGGGUCAUCCCCCUGGAGAGACGGAGCCGCCACUGCUCCUCCUGCGGCGUCUACACCAACCACGUCACCAAGGGGAGCCCGUCGGCGAGACCGUCCAGGAGGGGCAGAGCAGAUGGGGACGAGUACAGCAUGAGGUCGAUCCUGGCCAAGCAGAGGAGGAAGGAGGGCCAGAAGACGGUGUGGUUCAAGGAGAGCGAGGACUCCUCUGACAUCGAGGUGGAGAUUAUCCCAGACACUGUGGGCCGGGUGGAGGAGGAGACGGAGGAGGAGCUGGAUAUGGAGGGGGUCGUCAGAGACCCCGCAGCCCCGCAGAGGGAGUCUGACGACGGGCAGGAGAGUCCGAGCACAGAGAGCACCGAGGAGCAGGACGGUGAAGACAGCAGCUCAGAAAAAGAGAAAGAAGGUCAGGAGCAGGAGGGCUGACAGCAGAGGUCAGAGGUCAAACUCCAGGCGGAGAAUGAAACUGAGCUGUUUGUCUUCUGGUCACUGUUUGGACACGGCAGCCUGCAGCAGGGAGGCCUCAGCCGUCCAGGAUGGCUCCUCCAACAUCUGUGGAUAACUGCCAAACCUCACGUACACACAAGGAUCCAAAAAGUAUUUAUUUUCUACUGUGAGUAUGUUAGAAGACUUAGAAGAGUCCCAGGUAAUAACUUUAUACCAUGUUUGAAACUUGUCACAAGUGUUGGCCACAAAUACACACUCUGAAAUGUUUGAUUUGUAUACUCCACUUAUACCAAGCUGACACACAACGUGGGUCUUAUUUUCGUAGUUUUGGUUGUAAUUAUAACUUUGUACUCACUAAAUGACUUUGUGAAAAUGCAGCAACAUCACAGCUGAAGUCUGACGAGAUAAAAUACAGAAGCGUACAAACCCCACAGGGCCACAGGGCCACAGACCAAAAACAAAAGUGAACGACUGAAUUAUUACCCCAACUUUCCACUGCAACUUUGGCCGGCUGAAUGUUGACAGGAGGUGACGACAGACUGACCUGCUGUCGAUUAAAAUCAGGUUAUUGUUGAAAGUGAUGGGAAAAAGAUUUACUGCUAAUAUCACGUAUAGAGUUUGACUGUAUGAUAAUUAGAUGAUAUUGUUUUCUGGUGGCCUGUUAUAAGUGUUGUGUGGCCUGGUGUCGGCUGCAGCCUGGAUACUGGGAAUGAACUGUUGGUUGUUUACAAUUUGAUUUACUGUCUGACUUCUCUGUAGUGAUGUCACAGUGUUCCAACAUCUCUGCAGUUAUUUUGGUGAGUACAACGUUCUCAUAACGAACAGAAACGACAGCCAGAACUUCUCUAAUAAGAUCCACGUUGGAAAAAAGCGGCCUGUGAGAAAGGGUUGCAAACUGACAGAGGAUCAGUUUCUAAUAAGGCAUCAUUUCUAAAAAGGUUUAAACGUUGUCAUUAAAGCUGCAACUAACUUUGAUUAUUCAGCAACCUGUCGAUUAUUUUCUAAAGCCAAAUGUGACGUCUUCGAAUGUUUUGCUUCGUCCAGCUAACAGUUCAGAACCCAAAGAUAUUAUAUUUACUAUGACCUAAGACAAAGAAACGCUGCAAAUCCUCAUAUUUGAGAAGUCUGCAGUUAUUAAUGCUGAAGGUAUAUUUAAACUUGUGCGUCAGCUUUAUGCAGAGCCUACGCCGUCAUGAGCGUUAAUAUUUGUACACUUAUACUUGUGUCUGCGUCACUCUGUAGUUACACCUCCGAAACACUAGUCAGUGGUGGGGUUUCUGUGAAGUGCUGUAAAGUUUAGUUGAUUCAAAACACACAUUAAACACACAUUA
Molecule: messenger RNA, 3498 nt
Organism: Epinephelus lanceolatus (giant grouper)
Lineage: Eukaryota; Metazoa; Chordata; Actinopteri; Perciformes; Serranidae
Gene: cdhr5a
Product: cadherin-related family member 5a
Biological process (GO): cell morphogenesis; homophilic cell-cell adhesion; cell migration
Cellular component (GO): membrane; catenin complex; adherens junction
Molecular function (GO): calcium ion binding; beta-catenin binding; cadherin binding
Source: RefSeq, a predicted model, not a curated record